AUGGAAGACGACUACACAUCGAUUGAAGAUUAUCUGAGCAAUGAGGUUUACGUGACGAAGACGAGUGAUUUCGAUGACCCUCUGCCCAGUACCCCGACCCUUCGGGAGGAUGUGACCCGAACAGAGCCACUGGAACAGCUGAUAUUCUUCUACUCCUACAACGCCGUCAUAGUGGCGGUGGGGAUUAUCCUGAAUCUUGUGCUUAUACGAGGAAUCGCUUGUGCCAAGUCUACCGACGCCUUGCUGUUUGUGCUACAGAUAGCGAUCGUUGAUGUGUUGACGCUUCUCACAAGCGAUUGGGAGCUUUACUAUCACCUUACGCGCACUUGGACGCUCCCGGUGGAACAGUGUACGCUGUAUAGUGGGCUCGAAUCGCUUACCAGUGUCGCGAUCGCGUACUUCAUCGUCGGGCUCAACUUUCACUCCAUCUCGACGUACAACCUGGCCGUGGAUGUGGUGAAAAGCGGUACUAUCGCCUCCAACGAACCCGAAAGCAUAGCCGAGGAAAACAGUUACGAAGUGGCCACGGAUGCGGUGUCCCAGAAGCGAUCCCUCACCAUCGACUAUCGGUACAAGAAAACGCGAAUUUCGGUGCAGUUUCCGAUUCUUCUCGUGUGGUUUAUCGCCAUCUCCGAGUCGCUGCCUUUGUUCUUGUUCUCUGACAUCGUAGUGGCACCCACGCCACUGGCUGGCAAUGAUGUGGGCAAUCAGACGCAACACUGCACCGUGCUGGUGAACACCGUCACCAAUCAUCGCCUCGUGAGCCUCAUGGUCAUCCUCAUACGCAUCAUCCUGCCGACCGUAGCCCUGUUGAUAACGACCGUCCAGAUGGUGGUCAAGUUCUACCGAGGCAAACGGUUCGCACAGCCCGACGAAAUCGAUGAGAAUGUGGCGUUCGCCCUUAAGCUGUCCAUCUUUCUGUCGAUCUCGUACAUCGUGUUUACGGCCCAACGGCUGUACGGAUCGUUGCUGUUGGAGAUACUCUCCGAACCGAACGUGGUGCCCAAGUAUCCGCUGUUUAGCUCCACAAUCGGACUAACACUAGCUGUAUUUCACUACUGUGCUUCCUUUGUUCGUCCGCUGGUCAUAGUGGCGAUGUGCAAGCAACGAAAUAAUCAUGUCGAUAUCCACUUUCUUUGCCGGAAACGAUCAUCAUCAGAUUCGAUUUCAUUAGAAUAA
This is a messenger RNA of Anopheles coustani, 1179 nucleotides long. RefSeq lists its product as uncharacterized. The record is from RefSeq and is a predicted model, not a curated record. Gene Ontology annotation, molecular function: peptide binding; G protein-coupled receptor activity. Gene Ontology annotation, cellular component: neuron projection; membrane. Bases 1 to 1179 code for a protein of 392 amino acids. The transcript has 2 exons. Lineage: Eukaryota; Metazoa; Arthropoda; Insecta; Diptera; Culicidae.